Molecule: messenger RNA, 16008 nt
Organism: Oncorhynchus nerka (sockeye salmon)
Lineage: Eukaryota; Metazoa; Chordata; Actinopteri; Salmoniformes; Salmonidae
Product: thyroid hormone receptor alpha-like
Exons: 11
Coding region: 581-1849 (422 amino acids)
Biological process (GO): cell differentiation; positive regulation of transcription by RNA polymerase II; thyroid hormone receptor signaling pathway
Molecular function (GO): nuclear receptor activity; zinc ion binding; RNA polymerase II cis-regulatory region sequence-specific DNA binding
Source: RefSeq, a predicted model, not a curated record
UAGCAGUUCUCUUGAUUCCAUUUCACUGUCGAAACGAUACUGGAGCACUUUUUUUGCACAUACCUAAAGGAAAAUCCCAAAUAACGAGCACCUAGCAACUUUGUUUAAGUGCAAUAGAGGAACUGUACGAGACAGUUUACCCGUACACGGUGCGUUGCGGAGGGAUUUAGAAAUAAAAACCCAGUGUUGUGCAGUUGCAUUCCCUACCACUUCACUUGCGCUGGAUACGGGGAGGCUUUGACUUUUUUCAUCCCAGUUUCUGUCUCAAAACAACCGUAUUCUCGUCUAAAUCUGCUGAAGAACCUGACGGGGCAGAAGCCAUCAUCCCACAGAACAUACUAAAGGCCUGGGGAAGUCAUUAGCCACCACACACAACAGGACACUGAUCUUGUCCGGUCCAGUCCAUUCGUCAGUCCCAGGGCCAGCACAGGGGGGUCGCUCCGGAGGCCAGAGCCCAUCCGGACCGGGACCCUGUGAUGUCGCACUGACUGACCCCCCUCUCUGCGAAUGACCAGCAAGCAUCUGAGGGUGGGGCCCGCCUCAGUCUCGCAUGAUUGGCUGCUGGAUGGAAUUAAGGUGAAUGGAACACAUGCCCAAGGAGCAGGACCCUAACCUAUCAGAGGGAGAAGAGAAACUGUGGAUCGAUGGCCCGAAAAGGAAAAGAAAGAACAGUUCAUGUUCUGUGAAGAGCAUGUCUGAAAUGAAUGGAUACGGACAGACUGGGUCAGAGAGUACAGGGUACAUCCCCAGCUACCUGGAGAAGGAUGAACCGUGCGUGGUGUGUGGAGACAAGGCCACUGGCUACCACUACCGCUGCAUCACCUGUGAGGGCUGCAAGGGUUUCUUUCGGCGGACAAUUCAGAAGAACCUCCACCCCGCCUACUCCUGUAAGUACGAUGGCUGCUGCAUCAUCGACAAGAUCACCCGCAACCAGUGCCAGCUGUGCCGCUUCAAGAAGUGCAUCGCAGUGGGCAUGGCCAUGGACCUCGUCCUGGAUGACUCUAAGCGGGUGGCCAAGCGGCGUCUGAUCGAGGAGAACCGGGAGAAGAGGAAGAAGGAGGAGAUGGUGAAGACUCUGCAGAACCGUCCGGAGCCCACCGGCUCAGAGUGGGAGCUGAUCCGCAUGCUGACCGAGGCCCACCGCCACACCAAUGCACAGGGCUCCCACUGGAAACAGAAACGCAAGUUCCUGCCAGAGGACAUAGGUCAGUCUCCCGUGGCCCCCACGUCGGACGGAGACAAGGUGGACCUGGAGGCCUUCAGUGAGUUCACCAAGAUUAUCACCCCUGCCAUCACCCGCGUCGUCGACUUUGCCAAAAAACUUCCCAUGUUCUCGGGGCUGCCUUGUGAGGACCAGAUCAUCCUAUUGAAAGGCUGCUGUAUGGAGAUCAUGUCGCUGCGCGCCGCCGUGCGCUACGACGCAGAGAGCGAGACACUGACCCUGAGCGGCGAGAUGGCUGUCAAGCGGGAGCAGCUGAAGAACGGCGGCUUGGGCGUGGUGUCGGACGCCAUCUUCGACCUGGGCAAGAGCCUGGCGCAGUUCAAUCUGGACGACACGGAGGUGGCGCUGCUGCAGGCUGUGCUGCUCAUGAGCUCAGACCGCUCGGGCCUCACGAGCAGUGACAAGAUCGAGAAGUGCCAGGAGACCUACCUGCUGGCGUUUGAACACUACAUCAACUACCGCAAACACAACAUUCCCCACUUCUGGCCCAAGCUGCUGAUGAAGGUGACGGACCUGCGUAUGAUCGGGGCGUGCCAUGCCAGCCGCUUCCUCCACAUGAAGGUGGAGUGUCCAACUGAACUUUUCCCCCCGCUCUUCCUGGAGGUCUUCGAGGACCAGGAAGUGUGAGUGGCACCCCCCGCUGCCAAAUAGUAGAGUGGCGACUUGGGAAGGAAUGGCUGUUUUUCUGGAGCGGGGGAGGGUUUUGGCAGGACUUGUGUUUCUCCGACAUUUACGUGGUAAACAACAGGCAACAACCACACACCAGCAGCAGAGGUCAAACAAACAAUGAUUUUUGCUUUUAACCAACCACCUCUUCGUACCUGUUUUGGGGAAUCAGUUUGGCGGCCCUCCCUGUCUGAGCAUUCUUAUCCAGUGGGAGUUGCAUCCCUUUGCCAAGGCGCGCGCACGCACACGCACACACACUCUGGGUCCCUUCCCAGAGCCUUGUCGGCGGCACCUCAUUUGUCACUCGCCACUAGAUGGUGGUCUUCACAGCUUUGCACCGGUUUGAAAUGAUGGCAACCAUGUUUUAAACUGGUCCGCUAAUUUCAGUCUCAGAAUUAGUGUAAAACAAUAAUUCAGGUGACGCUGUCACACACAAGCAGAGGUCCUGAGUGUGUGCCAUAUAGCGCCUACCAUAGAGCAAAGCUACCAGUACCUACUAUCAUCUCCCAACGCAACUGAGCCAUGAGCGUGAUCAUGUUUGAAACAAGUCAGGUGCUAUGUUUAUAAGUCUCCUUUAAUUGUCUGAAAUGUGUAAAACUACAGACCAUGGCUCCGUAUCUACCUUCAGUUCUGUCAUUAGGCCGGUUCCUGUGACUCACACACACACACACACUGGGCAGACGUGCCUUGUGCUGCUGGUGCCAGCAGUAGACCCUCUUAUGAAUGACAAUUGAGCCCUUCUCUCUCCAAGAAAAGUCAUCGCAGUGAAGGAAAGAGGGGAAGAUGGAAGGGGCCCACUGACGGGGAGAGUUCUCAGAGGAGUACGAGUGAAAGAGAAGAGGGGAGGAAUAGGAUGAGAGAGAGAGAGAGUUAAAUCACUGGCAAGUAGACUCCAUAUAGCAUCCAUAUAGACUCCCACACUAUGUCUGAAUAGCAGUGAACAAGGCAGGCAACUCAUGUCUCUCACACACACACACAUCCUCACCUCAGAAACUCAAACGCCAUGUUGACUGUACACAUUGCAGUGAUGUAGCCCUGACCUGCAGGGUAAGUUAGUCCGAGUCUGCGCCUGUGUGACUCGGCUCAGUAUGGCCACUCCAAGCUUCCAUACUCAGUUGUUAGGGUAGCGGUCACUGAGAAAGGGCAAGGUCAAUGACGUCUGCCAUUUACCUCAAAGUGGGCACACCUUCAAGGCUGGGGCGCCGCCAUCGCUCCUGUGCUGACAGGCUCUACCUCACCUCUGGACACAGGGCAGCAGCCCCCAGCCUCCUCACCCACCCAUCUACACACACACACACACACACACACACACACAUACACUCUUAAGGAUACUCAACAAACACACAUAUGUGCAUGGGUGGAAACUCAUAAGCACACAUACAUUAAGACGAAUCCCUCAAACACACAAUCUCAGUACUACCACUCAGUUGAAAUGAAAUACCACUGAAGACAGGAGGGCCUGCCCUUCCCUAUGGGGACCUCAUUGGUUUCACUGACUUCUCUCCUCUUUUUCGGGGGAACGGGGGAUGGUAACCAUUACGUUCGGCUUUUCUCUUUUUUGUUAUGUGGGACCAAGUGUCACUAUUCAAAUUUGGAGUCCCUAUUUAUUUGUAUUUUUUUCAGUUGAAACAGAAGCCAAUAAAUCACACGACGGAGGAAAUGACAUGUACAGUCCAGCUGUCGCCCUGGAAGAGGAUUGGCUGGAGAAGCGAUACACCGCGAGCAAGCGGAGAACCCCAAGGUUACCGGGCCGUAGACGGGCGGGUUUAGCACUGUUGAGGGAACAAAAAAAAGUUCAAAGAGACAACCAAUUUUCAUUGAAUGCUAAGCAGUAGUUUGUGAACGACUGAACGAGGCGGCGGGAGGGAUGAAUGGAUGGAUGCGUUUCAGCAUUCCGGGAGCAUGUGGAGGAACGCGUGAGGACAUGGAGCCGAGCGUUGAGUGGGACCAGGAUGGCAGGUACUCAUAGCAGACGGCCAAGCCUAACUGCAGCAACCUCAACCGCCGUAGGUGGAAUCAACCCGAAAUCGACUGUUACCAGACUUCAGAGCACUCUAGUGGAGCAGCCAGAGCCCCCUCACACUACUGCAGUAGUCCCAACCCCUCUCUCCACCCUCCCCACCCUCAUCAGCAACUAUACAACCCCUAAUCCUCAAACCUAGCUUCAAGUCCUCUGUCAGGCAUGCCCCCUCCUCUGAGAGUCCUGGCCGACUCUGUAUAACAUAGGCCACUGGAACAGGGCUCCCAACUAACCAUGUCACAUUUUCAGUAUUAAACCAACAGACCUCCUCCCCAACCCUCAUCCACUCUGGGCUGGAGACGUCCCUGGGUGAGGGAGGGAUGGUCCGGGGUCUGUUUGUCACUCAUACACUCUCCUCUCAGCAUUGGUCUCCAAGUCUACCCAGAUCCAGCCCCAGUACAUACUCCUUCCCCUGCCCAACCACCCAUUCACCCAACUCAAUGUAGGAGGCCAACGGUAGGUCUGAAAAAUGUACACCAAACUGAAUCCAUGCCGCUCCCUUGUGAGACAAGGCUGGCCAUAACCGCUCACUUAGAGCGGCGUUACCGAAUGAAUGUGAACGGCAAAGCAGCAAUGGAAGCGAGUGAAGGAGAGAGCGUAAGGGAGCGGGACAGAAAGAAGGUGGGGGCAUCAGCCCUUCCUUCCGUCCUUCGUAUGGCGUGGGUUGGAGGGGGACCGUCGCCCGUGGUCAAAGCUCCGUUAUGAACUCAGAGGACGGGGAGAUGAUCAGGUGGUCUCCCCCUUAACUCCCUCAUUGAGGCAGCGAGUCCCCACCUUCGGCUCUCCAUAAAGGAGAGCCACCAACUUUCACAUGGAGACGAUCGGCAACAGAAACAGAAGCGCCAUUCAAUGGAUGCGGGUAUGAAACUCCAAGCUUCGUUGACAAAGAACGAAGUGACAGAAAAAAAAAGGUCCUUAGUUCCUGUGAGCCGAUUGGGUGUGUGUGUGUGUGUGUGAAAUGGUUGGUUGAAAUGCUGCUUUUACCUUCUGAGUUGAAUUUUUAUUGAGAAAGACAUAUAUGAUGAUAAUGAUUAUGUACCCAGAAAAGUGAAAUGAGGAAUAUAUGACUUUAAAAAGACUCCUGAACAAAAGUCGAACGCUUGGAGAUCUUUUCCCCGUCAUUGUAUCUCAAUGUUUUUUUUUGUGUGAUGUUUAUGUAAAAACACAUUUUUAACGCUUAAACUGCUUUUACGUCAAAGAGAGAAAAAAAGAACAGCCGUAGUCACUUUUUGACCACGCGUGCAGCGUAACGUAGACAUUUUCCAUCACCUAUAGUUUGUGUUGAUAAGCCAACUGUUCUGUUGUCUGUGCAUCUGUCUGAUUGUCCGUCCCUUUUCAGGAGGAAUUUACCACAAACAAAAAACAGGAAGAUUCUUUUUAUAUAAAUAUAUAUAUAUAUAUAUAAAUAUAAUGUUUGCUUUUUUAUGAAAGAAGACUUUGAAGAAAAAAAAUUCACAAGCAGGAAAAAUAAUGCAACCGAAACUGAAACACAAUCUUCUCAUACCUCACACAACACAAAACUCAAAAAGGAACAUGGGAGGAGUGAUGAUUCACAGGCACAUGUGGAAGUGCGUAAAUGCAUUUUUAAAAAAAAGAAGAACAUUGAGGUAUAUAUGUGCUUGUGGCGUGUACGCAUCUGUAGCGAUUACAAAAAGACUCAACCGCAAGCCUUGGCGCUCGCUACCUAUUAAAUUGGUUCUUGGAAGAUUGUGGACCCAACGUAAGUAAAGUCUCGCAUCAUCAACAGGUGCUGAAAUGGAUUGCUGGCAGUUGGCCCCUCCCAGGUGUAUCCACGACCAUAGAUAGUGAAGUCAAAUGUGAAUGGCCCAGAGCUUGAGGGGGGGUGUAUUUUGUAAUGGCUGAGUGCUCUAUGGUAUUGAAUGUAGCUGAUAGGAUGGGGCUGGAUCUGAGCCCGGUACCCACAACCUCACUUCCGCUCACCAGCAGAAUGGACAGUGGUGUCACAUAGACGCUACACGGAAACAAACUGAGAAUAUUGCCCAUCUGCAAGGUGCAAUAUAUACAGUAUGUUUUUUUUGUAAAUACUUUUCUUUUUCAUUAUUUUUUGUUCUAUUUUGGCCACAACCAAGGAUGUAAAUACAAAAAAAUGAAAUAUGAAAAACCAGUAUAUGUAAAAACAUAUACAACACUCACAAACUGGAUGUUUGAGCACCAACUUGCCGGUACCUGCGUCCCACCAUCUGGUAAAAUAAGCGGGGGGGUGUGUGCUAUGUAUAUUAACGCUUCAUACUGUACAUCUGUGUGCUUGUGUGUGUACUCUCACACGCGCAUGUCGAUCCGUAUUCAGAAGUGACCCCGUGACAUUAAGCAUCCCUGUGCCUCCUAUUCUUUGCAAAGAGAUAGCUGGCCAUCCCUACAUUAUGUCCUGGCCACAACUCUAAGCUCUAUACAGUCAAGGCUAUACAGUGUGUGUCCACCAACAGACUGGUCUCUCCAGGUUAACGACGGGAGUGGGUAGCAGCCACAGUAGACAGAGUAUGUGAAGGUGUAAUGGAUAUUGCCGUUUAGAAGGGGAGGGGGGAUGGCAAGACUUCCCUAAAAGAGAAAUCAGUCAAUAUUCCCAAUAUAAAAUCUACGCCUAAACCACAGCUUGCCUGGCUACUGCCCGCUACAUCUUAACUUGGGAUAGCCCAUUUAAUGGAAUCCCCCAACAUCCCUGUCCUUUCAUCAGCAGUCAUAGCAUGGUUCAGUCCAACAGGCUGAAACAUGGGGAGAGGGAGGAGAAUAUCUGUGAUGUUAAGUUUUUUUGCAGGGGGGCUGUGUUUGCUCCACAUAUGUCAAAAUGUAGUUUUGUGAGAACAAAAAAAGGAACUUGAGAUGUCUAUGCAAAUCCGUUACAACCCCUACAAAAGCGUGCUCCCUUUACUGGCGAGGCAGACUGGCAGUCAUGUUUAAAUUAAAGCAGUUUCAACCUUGUCCGGAUUCCCCUGACCCAACUCAACUGCAUGAAUCCCAUGGGUCCUUAUUUGAUCUGGGUACAAAGGCCCUUGCUACUCUGUUGCGGGCUGAGGGUCAGGGCUGUCAAAUGAGUGGGGCCCAGGGUUGACGGGAUACUCGAAGGCUCUGUUCUCCAACCAUAACCCAGCUCACCGGCUGAUCCCUGGGGUCCAGCAAGUCUACUUGUUGAAAUGACAAAAGGCCAAGUGUUGGAAGGGCACUGUCAUAGAAAGGUUGUGCUGUUGUAAACUGCUCCAGAAUCAGUGUGUGUGAUGUGUGUACCUGUGUUACAGUAUUUGUCUACAUGAUGCAACGCUCUCAUGGUUCAGCAGAUCGAUUUGGUGCUACAUUUUUGUAGAGUUCUUUUAGAAAGACGAGUGGAUAAGAAAGAAAAAACGCUGGCAUAGAUGAGCUUUCAAAUAUUUAAUCUAGCGGCCAAAGGAAUGUCAUUCAGGACGUCAUGGCGCUCAGUGGGUGUCGAGAGACGUACGUGGGCGAGAUGCGAGUAACUUGUGCAAUGGCCGGAUGAUCUCUCACCUCUCCUCAUGGAGGUCAAAGGCCAGACCACUCAGAGACACGAGCGAAUGCACUGAUGCACAAUCGUUGAACAAACCAAGUUGCCACACAUUAACAGGACAGCUUUAACCCGCUGUACACUGACAUAGCAGCAUGUACGUAGUUGAGACGCACUUUCAGUAGCCUCGAUUCGAGAGUCUUUCCCGGAGAAUAUAAUCAUAUAAAAACAGUUCAUGAUUGUGUCAGCGUAAAGCGUUUAAACAUACUGAUUGCACCCGAUAAUGACCAAAUAGCGCUUGCAACAUUUGAACUAUUACUUAGAAUUAGUUGAACUGUUAUAUUAGUGUCGCUGUAGCCUCAAAGCCAUAGCAGUUGACAACAUUUUUUUUUUUUUUUUUUUACAAAUCUUUUGAACGAAGUGCGUUAUGUGAGCGAGUGGUGCUGUAGUUUAACUAGUCUUGUCAGACCCUAUUAGGCGAUUUACUGUGAGACAAUGUGAAUAUGCAUGACCCAUGAGAGUGUUGGCUAGAACACCUACUCUAAACAUGCACACUCACAGACACGCACCUUGUUUCUCCGGACUGGGUGAGAAAGCUAUUGAAGGAUUCUCUCAGGUAAAAAAAAUAAAAGAACAUUUUCUAGAUAAAUGAUAAUAGACCUUAGAUGAACCACAAUUGUUAGCUCAUAUUUGUUGCCCUAUGGAUGGAGAAUGUUAUGCUAUGUACUGUUUGCACUCCCUCUCGUUGGUUUUCCCAGUUCCUUCCCCCUUUACCCUUCCUCGUACGAAGAAACUGCACCGCAUCCUCAUAGCUUUGUUUUAAAUGAGAGGGUACUUCUGCCCGCGUGUGUUGGUUUGUGAGUAUAUCUGUCUUUCCAUCUCUGUCUGACGGGAUUUAUAAUGUCUGUCUGCUUCGGUGUGUGUGUGUGUCGGUGGGUGAAUGUACGUGCGUGUGUUUGGUGAUAAACACUCUGACUCACGCAGGAUUUUUCUGUAUUUGGGCCAGUUCCUUGCCCGCAGACAAAAAUAAUUAUACCCUACGGUCCAGAAGGAAUCACGCCUCACCUUUGCUUACUACAUACAGACACGCAUACAGUGUACAAAACAGAUUGUAACAAUCACGGACAGUGGAUUCCUGUUUAAUAUUCCAGUCUAUGCGCUUUCCCCCUUUUACAGCUACAGUGCAAGCAGCAAUACUCAGCUGCCCCGCACAGUUAGCGAACGGUCCACUUGCAUGGCUUCCAUCCAAUAUGGCAGCAAUUCACCAUCAGAGGAAAAGCUUUGCACCUCUGUCCACAGACGUGUUCUAUUUAGGUCUGCUUAAAACCAAUACUUAGUGAUGCAUUGGAAGCUUGGUAUGGCUCAAAUUUGUUUGUGGUGUAUGUGUGUGUGUCCGUCUUCGUCGGUUUGUAUGUGUGUGUUGUGGUGUGUUGAGUAUCCACUGACCCGCUUUGGUCUCCCCAACUCCCUAAGCAUCUUUUGAGGCCGCAGUACGAGACAGAUUUCUGUAAAACAGCCUUGUCAUAGGCUCACAUUUUUAUUUCCCUUGAAGAAUGUAGCCAAUAACGUGUUUGAGGGGUCAAAUAGGGGUGCUUAUAUUUGUCCUUUUUUGCUCCAUGUACAAGUGGGUAACCUGGAUGAGUGUGGAAAUGUUUUUGUUUUUUUGCAUUUCUCAACUCCCCCUGAGGCACCCUCGAAGAGUGGGGUCGCAGCCAGGGAUCAGAGAUUAUUGACGGUGACCCUGGAGCAAUUAGGGUUAAGUGCCUUCCUCAAGGGCAGAUCAACAGAUUUUUCACCUUUUCGGCUCAGGGAUUCUGAACUAGCAACCUUUCGGUUACUGUUCCAAAACCCUGACCGCUAGGCUACCUGCUGCCCAAAAGGCUUGGGAACCGUUCGGGGGUGGGUGAGGGGGGUUGUAACUCACAAGUGCAGAAUGCGAGCUGAUAGGAAUUCUUUUUAAAAAGGGGCUCAAAUGGAUGGACUUUUAUGCUUGCAAAUGGAAACCAGACUGUUGAUAGUGUUACCUCUGUCCUGGGUUCUCUUGUUUUUGGCAUUGCAGGUUUUGAAACGGCUGCCUUACUGAUUGUGUUUUGUAUUGCUCCCAUGUGAAACUGUACUGCAGUAUUUUAUGUAGAGAUCGAUGAUUUGUGUAGACUUUCAUUGGUUUUCUUUGAAAAAAUGCAGACAAUAGAGUUGGGCUCUUGGGGGAAAGAUAGGCCUAUAUGUAUGUUUGCUUGAUUUUUCCAGCUUCGGUCUCCUAAGAAUAACAUCAGGAGGAUAUCGUCACAGAGAAGUAGAAAUGAUUAGAGCAAACACCCCCAUAGAGGCAAUUCUGAUGCAACAGAAAAAAUAUUUUUCGAGUUCAGAGAUCGGAGGGAUCUAAUGAAAUCACCAGAUUGCCAUGUUAAUCCUGCCAACAAUAACAGGGACACGGGAGUUGGUGUGUGUGUGCGCGCCUGCGUCCAUGCGUGUGUGUGUAUGCGUGAUAUAGAGAAAGAGGUAGGUCACGCAGCUCUGUGCGACUAUAUUUUGUGUUGUGAAGUGCUUGGACUGUUCAAAGUCGUGACUGUUAGGCGUCGGUAAGCCAUCCUCUAGAUGUGCUUGUGUACAGUAGUAAGUUGAGUAAGAGUGAGCACAUGACUGUAGUCAUUAAAAAGCACUAUGACCCUUCUAUGGCACAUUGACCUGCACUGUGGCCUGCUCACUUUCUCAGGCAUGGACAGCUGGGCAAGUUAGAACUUGUGAAGAUCUUUGAAUGGGAGUAAAGCAAUUGCUCUGGCGAUUCGUCCGAUUGUGAUGUAUUGAGUCUGUUACUUACUAGGCCAAAUUUUUCACAUAUUUUUCCAAUUAGUUAUUAGCACUAUUAGGUAGUGCCUUCAAGAGCUUUUGAAAGCAGGUGAUUAUUGUUGGUUGGUCGACUUUAUGCUGCUUGGACAUCCUAUGUGUCUAUUGAAAUUUGUAAAAUUGAGAUAUUUUUUGUAAAAGGUGUGGCGGAAAUGUUAUGCCUAGACAGCAAGGAAUGUACACUAUUAAUUUUUUUUUUUUUGUUGAGAGAAUUAACACACCAUAUGUAUGAAUGCAUAUGCAAAGUUUGCCAGGUUGAAAACGGGUUUGAUCGGUCGGGACUGCUCAGGUUUGAAUGUGAGGCCUCAAAGGGUGCUUUCCUUAAACCCCUCCUCUUCCCAUGCUGUCCAUCAAAUGUCUCUCCUGUCUUCUUUUCAUGGCAAUGCUCUGACAUGUACCCUCCUAGCACAGAUCAAACCUCAAUCCAAUCGACCAAUACUCUACUAUAGCCUUUUAUUGUAUGGACAGCCAGAGAUAUACUCUGUAGUGAAGAUAAUGCCGCAAAAGGGAUCAAACGUUCUCACAGAGAAGUUCCACACAGAAACAGACGGGUCUAAUUGAGUUCCAUAGUUCACACUACUCCAUCCAGUCUACAGUAGCUGGUCUUGACAGAAGGGUCCAUGUCAAACUGCCUUUCUUACCGUCUCCACUAUUCUCCAGUCCUGGAAUAGGGACUACACUCUGGGCGAUGUUUUGCUGUACAGGUGUGUGUGAUCUCUUUGUGUUGACGUCUAUCACCUGCACUUUUGCAGUCCACUGUUCUAUCCAGAGAAAGGCCACGUGUGCCAGUUUUAUUCGAAAAGGUCUUGAACGGUGCACUUCGACAUGACACCUGAUUCAAAUCUAUUGGGUUUUAAUCUUACCAAAUUUGACCAAUGGAAAGACGCAGAGGCGAGCCUUGAUAUGGCUGUGUUGGAUUGUAUUUUCUCUGGUUCGAGUCAUUUUUGUGUCUCUUGAUGUUGUUUUUAUGGAUAUGUUUUUAUGGAUAAUUGUUUUUUUUCUUCAAAAAAGUUUUUUAACCAGUCCGUUAGCUAACUUCUCAUUAUAUUUGUGGUUAUUGUUAGAUAUUAGAUAAAACAGAAUUCAAAACCUUCAGCCAGCAGUACAUGUAAAUCUAUCAAGGCUGUAGUCUUAAUCUGAGACUGCCGUAACUGGUGGUGGCCAGAGAGCACACAGUACCCUGCUGAAAAAACUGCAUAGGCUGGUGACCAGCCUGUGUUGUUGCUGGUGACCAGCCUUAUCUGUGUUUUGGAAACUGGUCACCAGCGUACCAGCAUAUGCUGGUCACCCACAAAACCUGCGUCAAAUCACAUUAUGCUGGCCGUCUCAUUCCUAUUAUAAACUGGGUGGGUCGAGGCCUGAAUGCUGAUUGGCUUACAGCAGUGGUAUAUCAGACUGUAUACCACAGGUAUGACAAAACAUUUAUUUUUACUGUCCUAUUAGGUUGGUAACCAGUUUAUUCUAAUAAUAAUAAUAAUAAUAAGGCACCUUGAGGGUUUGUGGUAUAUGGCGUCAUGCUUAUAUAAGAACAGCCCUUAGCUGUGGUAUACUGGCCAUAUACCACACCCCCUUGUGCCUUAUUGCUUAACUGGAAUCAAGUCUGAGGGGGGAUAGCCAACAAUUCACUAUCUUAUUCACCCACAACCAGCAUUCAGAAUGACCGCCUGGGUUGGAAAGAUAAAUAAACCAUCUAAACUGGAACAACCAUUUUAGUAACGGGUGCAAUAAAUCCAACUAACAGAUUGGAUUAGUUUAGAAAAAGUUAUUUAUCUUUGUGUAGUUAAUUGAUUAAUAAAUCAAUGUACAUGCAAAAACACAGAUAUUGAAACAAACAAUUGUAAAAAAUAAAACCGCAAUAGAGCAUGCUGGGAAAUAGGAUUAUUAUGGGUGUGGUUUAGCAGACCAGCUUGGCCAGCUAGACAAUGCUGGACCAAAGCAUACAGGCAUAUCAGGAAGGGUUCUUUACGGCUGUGAUGGUUGUGAAGAACCAUCCUGUUCUUUCCCUCUCCACCAUGUUUUCCUUUCAUACAAUGAAAAUGCUACACUGUUAAACAGUUCCUGUAAUUUUACAGUACACUACAGGCUACUGGUUUCAAUGAGAGUAAACGACAACAAGUUACAGAUGUUUUACAGCUGAAUUAAGGCGUUAUUGCUGUAAAAGGACAGUAUGCUGCUGAAUGCUGGUUACCUGAGACUAUACCACACUUGGAUUUGAACUCACCAUCUCUUGGUUGCUAAUGACCUGAAUUUCCUGCUACACUGCCAGGUCUGUGGGCAUGACAGAGAUUGGCCAUAGAUUUUAAUGGCAAGAAUACAUUUCUGCACUUUGCUAAAAGUUAUCCCAGAAUCAGGUCAAUCAUUGUCAGAUAAUCUGACAACACAAACGUAAAAAUAGCAGUGCUCAGGGACACUUGAUGUAAGUGUGCAUAAUUGCUUUGGGGAUUUGAACUUGUAAGCUUUGGGGCUGAAGUGCAUUAAUGUUUCAGCAGUGCCACAAGGUACACCUUUAUUACCAAGAACAUACAGAGCCUUAGGAAAGUAUUCAGACCCCUUCACUUUUUCCACAUUUUGUUAGGUUUACAGCCUUACUCUAAAAUGUAUUAAAUAAUAUCCCCCCUUAUCAAUCGACAACAAUACCCCAUUAUUUCAAAGCAAAAACAGGUUAAACAUGUUUGCUAAUUUACUAAAAAAAAAAAAAAAAUGAAAUAUUGCAUUUACAUAAAUACUCAGACCCUUUACUCAAUACUUUGUUGAAGCACCUAUGCCAGCGAUUACAGCCUCAAGUCUUCUUUGCUAUGAUGCUACAAACUUGGCACACCUGUAUUUGGGGAGUUUCUACCAUUCUUCUCAAGCUCUGUCAGGUUGGAUGGGGAGCGUUGCUGCACAGCUAUUUUCAGGUCUCUCCAGAGAUGUUCGAUCGGGUUCAAGUCCGGGCUCUGGCUGGGCCACUCAAAGAGAUUUCAGAGACUUGUCCCGAAGCUACUCCUGUAUUGUCUUGGCUGUGUGCUUAGGGUUAUUGUCCUGCCCCAGUCGGAGGUCCUAAGUGCUCUGGAGCAAGUUUUAAUCAAGGAUCUCUCUGUAUUUUGCUUCAAUGCUGACUAGUCUUCCAGUCCCUGCCGCUGAAAAACAGCCCCACAGCAUGAUGCUGCCACCACCAUGUUUCAGUGUAGGGAUGGUACCAAAUCAUGUCCAAUCAAUUGAAUUUACCACAGGUGGACUCCCAAGUUUUAGAAACAUCUUAAGAAUGAAUGAUCAUUGGAAACAGGAUGCACCUGAGCUCAAUUUUGGAGUCUUAUAGCAAAGGGUCUGAAUACUUAUGUAAAUAAGGUAUCUGUUUUUCGUUUUUAAUACAUUUGCAAUAAUUUCUAAAAAACCUGUUUCCGCUUUGUCAUAAUGAGGUAUAGAUUGCUGAGUUUUUCUUUUUAUUUAAUCCAUUUUAGAAUUAGGUUGUAACGUAACAAAAUGUGGAAAAGGUCAAUAGGUCUCAAUACUUUCCAAAGGCACUGUAUAACCACAAACUCUCAAAAUUAGGAUACGGUUAGGCUACAGUGUUGUUCCCUGGGGUACAAAAAGGUCAUACUCACAUGGUACUUGUCGUUUCCUUUUUAGGGGACAUGUGCAGAUUAUCUAGUAUAAUGUCACAUUUUUCUACCCAAUAUUUUGAAUAUAAGGUACAAUCAUCGCUGCACUUUGAAAUCAAGGUGGUGGCAAUGUACUGGUGGGGCUCAUUAGCAUAUUUGUGUGUGUGAACUAAAAUACAUGUAUUUGUGCCAACCGUCAGUAGAAGUGUUUUACCACUUUAAUUGGAUGAUGGUUAUGUUGUCAAAGGUUGAGCACCUUUUUUAACACUGUCAGUUCUGGAAUCUUUGUAAAGAGCAUGUGACAUUAAAGAGCUGCACUGUUAAGAGGUUACUGUGCAUGUCACAGUAACUUAAUGGAAGUUAGUUGCCUGGAAGUUGCUGUGAAUUUUGUAUUACCUAAUUGACAACCAGCAGUCAGAAAAUGGUCAAAUUCACAUGAACUAAAUAGCCAGUAACUGUUAGAAACUAACUGCCAGUAAGAUGUUAUUGUAAAAGCACAGUAACUUACUAGCUGCCAGAAGUUCACAAGUACAUUCACUGAUUACAAGAAAGCUUAUAACAUUAGCUGACAACGAAUACACAGUCUUUGAGACCCAGCCUAAACUUGCCUCAGCCUCUUGGUUGUGUCAGAGAUCAGUUACUGUGAAUUUUACAAUAACUACUUGCCACAAGCUGACAGUAUGUUAUUGAACAUGAACGUCCUGGUAACCAACUGCCAUUGUGUUAUUGGAACAUGCACAGUCACCUCUUAACAAUGCAGCUUUAGAUUGUCACAAGCUCUUGCAAAUACUACAGAACUGGGAGUGGACAAAUGAGGUGCUCAACCUUCAACAACAUAACAAUAAAACCACUUAAACUGGUACAACAUUUCCUCUAAUGGUUGGGACAAAUACAACAUUUUAGACCAUGCCCACAAAUAUGCUAAUGAGCCCUCACCUGCACAUUGCCCCCACCUACAUUUCAAAGUACUGUGAAAGUAAUGUUGCGUUUGUAACCAAGUGGGAAGAGAACAUUUUCCAGUUGUGAAGUUGUAAAUGCCAGCAUUCACGUCCUUUAAACACGUUGAGAAAUGCUGAUUGGCUGAUGGAUAAAAAGCUGCAAAAACCAUAAACUAAAAGUACACUGUAAAAAAAGCCAAAUUGUUUUUAUGGUAAUCUACUGGCAGCCAGGUACCUGUAUGUUACUGUGCAAAAAGUUACAGUAUGUUACUGUAAAUUCCAAAGAAACUUGGUUUAACAGUACAUUCAUUUUUAUUUUUUACAGUAAUGCACUGUUAAACCAGGUAACUGGCUGCCAGUAAGUUACUGUAGAAACAAGUUAUGGUUUUUACAGUGUGGUCAACAGUGAAAACACAACAAAGGCUGAUCACCAGCAAAAACACAACGAAGGCAGGUCACAAGCGACUCCACAAUGAAGACUGGUCACCAGCAUAAAAACAAAAUAUGCUGAUCACCAGCAAAAACACAACGAAGGCUUGUCUGCCAGCUUGACCAUGCUGGUCUGCCAGCAUAACCAGUGACCAGGAGUAGGCAACCCUGGUCCUGGAGUGUCACAGGCACUUCCAGGCCCUCCCCCCAACCCCACAUUUUGCCAUGACUUAUGCCAUGUUAAUAUGAUAUCUCAGAUCUGAAAUGGGGGCCCCCUAGAGGUCAGACAAGUUUAGAUAGCUGGUUAGACUAACUACCCUAAUUUACCAAUCUAAAUAUUGUUAAUUGACAUGGGCUAAUUGAUUGACUGACAGUGAGCUACAUAUAACAAGAGGUAACUGCUAAUGCACAACAAAGUUUUGAAAUGGUACUAUUCUAAUUCAUCAGUAAGUUGAGACCCCGACUGAGUUCCACAUAAAAAAAAAAUUCAAGAAUAAAAUACACCUCGGUGUCCUCAUAUGUAGCGUUUGCAGUCAUAUGCAGUGUUUCCCACCCCCUUCCUCCUGAACCUAUACCCUCGUCCCAUUCCCCCUUCUCGCCCUAGCAUCUGAACCCCCCCUCUUCCUCCAAGAAUCCAGUGGGUGGUGUGAUGUCAGGUUUUUGUGGUGGGCUGCUUAUGACAGGUCCAGACAAUCAGCGUGUUUGUAAACGUUAGUAUGUGAUUUUUUUCAAACCUUUGUUUAUGGUCAGGAUUUUAAAGGAAGAUAUUUUUAUGGUGAUUGUCGCUGGUCUAUUUGACUAUAUAUUUAUGUAAUAAAUAUGUGACUAAAUUUACA